GUCCACAACAUAGGCCAAAGGACGAUAUGCUCCAAAGCAGUUUGCUAGAAUUGACCAAUCAAAGCCAAACGGAAAUGUACCGACCCGCAAAAGUACCGUGCGCAAACAAAUUCGAUCGGCGGCGACUAACUCGACUAAUUCAAUGGAUACUAUAUCUAUAUCAUCUUUAGACGAAGAUAAAGGAAAGAGGGAGACUACCUACCACGACUAGCGAGCUUUCCUACAUGUAUUUUGGCCUGUGGUUGCUCUGAUUGAAGGCUGGUGUUGACUUGAGAAGCGCUCAAGUGCUGUUGGCCGUGGAAGGGCUUGGAACUUUCCCCAGUAGUACCGAGCGCCGCGUAUAAGCAGCACCGCCCAGGUUUUCGCUAAGUACGGAGAUAUUAUAGUCGGCCGGAAGAGGUCCGAGGAUGUCUGUUGUGAGUUGUUGGCUGGCUCCUGCUUCGUUGUAAGUGUGCAUGGUCGAACCGUACCCACCAUGUCAAACACAUCAUCUGGCUGGAAACCUUUGAGACCACUGGCUCCUGCGCCGACGCUUGACGGCGGCCGUCCCAGCGAUCCUGAUGCACCAAGGGGCAUCGUGCCCCAACGAAACCUGGUAAAGAAUGCUUGCAAAAUCUGUCAAUCCAAGAAGACCAAGUGUGACGGCAAGCGGCCGCGAUGCUCGCGAUGCACCUCAAGGAGUCUCGAGUGCGUCUACGACGCGCUCUACGAAGGUAUGACAAAGCAGCAGAGCGCUGACUACGAGAUAAGCCGGCUUACUGAUGCCCUCGCGAACACCAACCAAAUGAUUCACGUUCUGCAGCACGGCACUCCCGAAGAAGCGCGGGCCAUGCUUGCUUUGAUUAGACAAGACGCGCCAGCCACCGGACUCAGCAGCAGAACGACUUCAUACGACUCCCCGUCCAGCAAUACCAUUUCAGAGGCAUCAUCAACGGAAAGCGUUACAACAAGUGUCCAUUCUUUUGCUCCGCUGCUGUUCAACCGGGACGAAUGGAGAGGACAGGCAAAUUCGAACCACGAUCAAGCAGAUCUGAACUACGCUUUGGUAUCGAGAAGCACAGGCGACAACCUCGAUGGCACACACUAUGCCUACGGUCAUGAAAACGAGCUCGUUAAGCAGCAGUCGAGUAACUUCGGCAAUCUCCCCUUUUCGAGUGGCAUCUACGCAAACCACUACCCUCCAGACAUUCAACAGCAGCAACAUGCCAAUCUCUACAAGCCGCUUUGGGCAAUCCAGCCCCUGACUACGCUACCAGGCACCUCAUCAGUCAAAGAAUCGGUAGCUUCUACUAUACGGCAUGCAACAUCCUUGAUUCGGGCUGGUAUUCAGGCUGGCCAGCCUGCGGAUCAAGUUUUGAACCAAGUAAUAGGAAAGAGGUGCAAUGUCGCAGCAAUUUUCGACCGAGAUCAGUACAAUCGCACGAGUCUCCUCUCAAAAUGGGCAGCAGGUUUUGUCUUUAGUAUCCAGCACAAGAACCGCGAUUUUGUCUCUUUCGCAUCCAUGCAUCUCGUGUGGACCCUGGCCAGAUGGAUGAUCGAUCCUUCACCUGCCACCUACGAGGCGAUUCCCGAAUGGUUGCGUCCCACGCAACUUCAGUUGUGGACUGAACACGUAGAGAUGCUGGAUUUCGUCCUAUGGCCCACACUAAGAGACACAAUCGCCCAUAACCCACACACAUUACAAAGAGACUGGAGAUGGCUCGCGCACAUGGGCCAGGAGAUUGAGUGUGACUGGUAUUUUCCCACAGAUGUUGCAUUCGAGAUUGACCCGGUGAGUGGGGAGAUGUAUCUGACAGAAGAUGCGAAGGUAGGACACUAUUACGGCCCCUAGAUCGGCGCGAUACGAGUUCAUAGACUAUACUAACCAUGAAUGGCAGGCGAUUGUAGAGAAUCUUGAGAAUUGGUCUGUUGGUCCCUCCGCAGGGCAAUAUAUCGAAUCUCUGGAUAAAAUGAUAAGAGUCAGACCGAAUACCCAACACUUAUUGGGCUUAGACGGAUGAGGCUUAUCCCCCAGAUUACUGACGUGGCGCUUCUCUGAGCUACAAAACAAAUCGCUUCACAUUCAUUUGAACCAAUAGUCCAGCAUAUUGCCAAAUGGACGAUGUUUGUAGCAAUAGGGAUUAUUGGAGCUAGGACUCAACGUGGCAUCGGAGUAGUCUAAUAAGGAUAGGUAGCAACCUGAGUACGCAAGUUAUUGGAGAGGACCGGAUUAUUCGCCAUCGUUAAUUUCUAAAUUCAUGCACAAAAUGCCAGCAUAGUAGUAGUAGUACAAUAUGUUGCGUAUCUCUAUAAUCGCCACCUCAAAACUCGGCCUUGUAUUAGAUUUGCU
Molecule: messenger RNA, 2329 nt
Organism: Truncatella angustata
Lineage: Eukaryota; Fungi; Ascomycota; Sordariomycetes; Amphisphaeriales; Sporocadaceae
Exons: 3
Coding region: 476-1831 (451 amino acids)
Biological process (GO): regulation of DNA-templated transcription
Molecular function (GO): zinc ion binding; DNA-binding transcription factor activity, RNA polymerase II-specific
Source: RefSeq, a predicted model, not a curated record